AAUCCGGGUACAAUAUCUAAAUAUACAAAACUAAUCUUCAUUGACAAUGGAGGAGAAGAGUAAGCAGUAUUGCAUUAUUUUCGCCCUUUUUAUUGCCAUUGGAAUAUAUUGGGGAGCUCUCUGGAACAAAAAUGUUAAAACACUGCGACAUGUGUUGAAAUGUCAUCAUAUAGUUUACUUGGUCGAUACGAGCACCAAUGUCGAAAGAAGACCAAAUACUUUGAAUGAGGAAGUUCAACAAGAUACAACACUGUUACUUGUUGCAGUUUUAUUGAAACCUGAACACGUUUACAAAAAAACGGGAACGCUUUACGAAGAUUUCAAACAAUCGAAUGUUAAACUUUUGUACUUUACAACCGAGAGCUCAAUUGUUGCUAAAAGCGUCGAUGUCACAUACAUAGAGAAUGGUAACGAGACUGAUUUGACUUAUUUAAACCUGUUCACGUACGUCUCAAAGAUGUACGAUAAGGACUUCAAAUGGUUUCUUUUCACCCAUGGCGCUUUUUUCUUUAACAUCGAUAAAUUAGUAAGCUACAUACGAAAACUUGACGAUACUCGUCAAUUCAUACUGCAAGAGGAAGUCCACAUAACGAACAGAAAAAGUGUUGCCCUCAAAGAGGACAUCCGUGAAGAUAGUAAAGAAAAUCGUACUUCUGUUAUAACAAGUAAAUAUAAAGGAAGAAAUGAAUUGGGUUUGGUGAAAAUGAGUCUGUCGUCCAUCAUUCAAGCUGGUACCGUAAUCAGUCAGAUGUUGCUACGAAGGCUCGCUCGUGAAAUCGUCAAGUCUUGUUCAAUGAAGAGCGAUAGUUUCACAUCCUGCCAACAAAAUGUUUCUAUACUUAUGAAUGACUAUUCCAAUGAAGCAGAAGUCACGCUAAGCAAAUACAACAAUGCCUGCGAAGAAGAUUAUAAAGACAUCACCUCGUUUAUGGUUGCAUUUGAUCUAUCAAAAAACACGAAGUGUUUGCACAGAGCGCGAAUGCAACUGCUAACUGAAAAAGUUCGUAGUUUAAGUCGAAAGAAUAAAAGACUUCAAAGAAAACUGAAUGAUUUGAAAUGGUUCAUCGAUAAUUCUGAAAAUCAAGAGAUUUCUACACAGUCAUUGAGCAAAGUGCAGAAAGUUGAACGAAGCUACAUGUUUAUACAAGGAAAACAUUUUAUUCCUCAUAAUAAAGGAUCUUGGUCGCUAAGAAGUCAUUCUCAGAAACAAAUCUCGCGUGUUAUCGACUCAGUUAUGCAUAAAAUACGCGCCGCACAUCUCAAUGAAAGCAUACAUUUUGAUGCUCUGCAUUAUGGGUAUCUGAUAGAGCAGCCAAUCAAUGGUCUGGAAUACCGUUUUAAUAUUUUUACAACGAACCAUCAACGUCAUUUAGCGAGGACGAAACAAGAAUUUGGUGCCAUCCAAAGUAAAACAAUUUUUACCCCAAAAGAAACCACGGUCAAUGUGGUCGUACCCUUGGCAGGUAGAUUUGAAAAUUUUCAGCUAUUCCUGUUAAACUUAGAAAGAAAUAUCUUAAAACAACAUGAACGAAUCACAAUCACGGUCGUAUAUUUCCCAGAAAUCGAGUCGCCACAGAGGCACAGUAAGUUGUUCAACCGUUACAACCGGACGUACCCCAACAUCUCAUUUCAUUGGUUGAAUCUGCCAGGGCAGUUUUCACGAGCCCAGGCAUUGCAGGCUGCGGUAGAUUUUCAUAAACAACGGUCUGUUAUUUUUGCAGAUGUCGAUUUAAAUUUUAACAACGAGUUUCUGCAUCGCUGUCGUUAUAACACCGUUGCCAAGAAGCAAGUGUAUUUCCCAGUAAUGUUCAAGACAUUCAAUGCAAAUAUCACAGGCACAAAAAUGAACUCGACGAAAUACUUUAUCUCAUUCGACCGUAAGGAAGGAGAUUGGGCGAUGUAUUCCUACGGUCCCGUGUGCGCCUACCGAGAUGACGUUAUCUCCGUGGGAGGUCUGAACGUUCAUAUCAAAGAAUGGGGAUUUGAAGACAUCCAAUUGUUUGAAGCAUUUUUAUCAAAACACUUCCACGUGAUAAGAGUAGCCGACCCAGGCCUAUGGCAUAUAUAUCACACUCAUACGUCAUGCAAUGACAUACAUUCUUCUAUACUUCGUGAAAUGUGCAAGGGUGCGUUACUAGACAGCUUAGCAUCGGUAGAAAGCAUCGUCGAAUAUUUGCAAAUAAAAAGAUUUUGGAAAGAGGAUGUCCUCUAGUUAUAAGACUUCGCCAAAAGACAAUGUUUGAUUGAACAAAGCUUACAAAUGUCGUAUCGGCGUUAUAAUGAUUUGGACAGAGUGCGGCAGGAGCGAAAUAGUGCUGGCGUAAGAAAAUGUUAAGCAUACUGAAAUAUAAAGAAAUUAAAUAAGUCCUUAAAGCUCAAUUUAUAAGUAAUAAAAACAUUAUAA
Xenia sp. Carnegie-2017 is the source of this 2404-nucleotide messenger RNA. Its product is annotated as chondroitin sulfate synthase 1-like. Gene Ontology annotation, molecular function: glucuronosyl-N-acetylgalactosaminyl-proteoglycan 4-beta-N-acetylgalactosaminyltransferase activity. Gene Ontology annotation, cellular component: Golgi cisterna membrane. NCBI's taxonomy places the organism in Eukaryota, Metazoa, Cnidaria, Anthozoa, Malacalcyonacea, Xeniidae. The record is from RefSeq and is a predicted model, not a curated record.